CGGCAGAGACCACGCAAGGGGAGAGGCCGAACAGGGGCGGCCUGGGGGCCACGGAUGGCGGUGGAUUCUAUCCGGCCGAGGCGGCGGCGCUGGGGCUGAGGCGGCGGCAGGAGGAGGCGGGGCAGGAGGCGCCUCCCCUCACUCCUCCCCCCUCCCACCCAGGAGUAGUCUUCCCCAGGAAAGCGAAACCCUGGAAGUGGAGCCUGACAAGGAAGAGGAGUUCUCAGCUCACAAAGCUAAUUCUGAGACGGGCAGUCCCGAGCGCAGGCUGGGCUGCCAGGGAACCCAGGAGCUGGACUGCUCGUCCCAGUGGCUGGCUGACCAGAAUGAGGCCGGUUCCCAGCAUGCACUGGAGAAGGACACAAGCACUACAACCACAAACGAAGCUAUUGGGACGAGAGGCAAAGAGCAAGAGAGAAUUAAAAUGCAGAACAGUCCUACCCAACAGCACCAUGCGCUGCACACACAGGUAGAGUUGGAGAUUGCAUCAGACAGAAUGACGGGCAGCAACCCAGUAUCACCAGCCUCUUCAGGCUCACCUGCCUCAAGUGGCAGCAUCUCGCCAACACAUCUUACCCACGACUCCUCUCUGGACAGUCACCUGGGCUUUGAUGGUUCUAAAACGCAGAACAGAACCCUGGUAUCACCUGGGAUGUACACCUCUGCUGACCCAGCAAGCAUGUGGGACAAGACGCAUGCUGAGAUCGCUGAGCAGGCCAAGCACGAGGCAGAGAUUGAGAACCGCAUUGCCGAAAUGAAGAAGGAGGGUUUCUGGUCCAUGAAGAGGCUGUCCAAGGUGCCUGAGCCCGCCCGUCCCAAAGUGCACUGGGAUUAUCUCUGUGAGGAGAUGCAGUGGCUGUCUGCUGACUUCGCCCAAGAGCGCCGCUGGAAGAGGGGAGUUGCAAGAAAGGUUGUGCGUAUGGUGAUUAGACAUCAUGAAGAGCAGAAGCAGAAAGAGGAACGCGCCAAACGAGAGGAACAGGCCAAGUUGCGCCGCAUUGCCUCCUCGAUCGCCAAAGAGGUCAAGCAGUUCUGGAGCAAUGUAGAGAAGGUUGUUCAGUUCAAACAGCAGUCACGUCUGGAGGAGAAGCGGAAAAAAGCUCUGGACCUGCAGCUGGACUUCAUAGUAGGCCAGACAGAGAAGUACUCAGAUCUGCUGACCCAGAGCCUCAAUGAGACCCUUCCAGUUACCAGCAAGACCAGCAGCUCCCAUGCUGGCUCAACUGCCUCUAGUCCACCACCUCCCAGUCAACUUAUUGAGGAUGAAGAUGGCGACUUCCAACCCCACGAGGAGUCAGAUGAUGAGGAGACAAUUGAGGUGGAGGAGCAACAGGAAGGGAAUGACUCAGAAGCUCAGCAACGGGAGAUUGAACUGUUGAAGCAAGAGGGUGAACUGCCUCUAGAGGAACUACUGCAAUCGCUGCCUCCCCAGAUCCUGGAGAACUCCUUCAGCACGUCCCCUUGUGCCUCCAGCUCUGACAAUGAGGAAGAAGAGGAGGACAGUGAAGAGGAACAGGAGCAGGAAGAGAAACGCAUCUCCAAGAAUCUAAAGGGAAAACCAAAGCCUGUUGCUCAAAGGCAUAAAAAACCUUGGAAGCCUGAUGAGGAGGAUGAGGAGUUCACUGCCAAUGAAGAGGAAGCUGAAGAUGAAGAAGAGACAAUAGAUGCAGAAGAAAAGCUGGAAGGGGAUGUGGAUCACAGCAAAGAGCUUGAUGACCUGGCCAAAGAAGGUGAGCUGCCCAUGGAAGAGUUGCUGCAGAAAUAUGCUGGUGCCUAUGCCUCAGACUUUGAAAUGGAGGAGUCAGAUGCUUCAUCUGAGGCUUCAGAGCCUACCACCUCGGAGUAUGAAGAGGAGUCAGAAGAAGAGGACACCAGUAGCCAAUGCUGUCCUCAGGUGUUACAGGAUGAAGAUCGUGAAGGCGAGGGAGAAAAUGACUCGGCUCCAGCUCCAGGGCCCAAGAAGGAAAUCACUGACAUUGCAGCAGCAGCAGAGAGCCUGCAGCCCAAAGGCUAUACUCUGGCUACUACGCAGGUGAAGACACCCAUCCCUUAUCUGCUGCGAGGAAUUCUACGAGAAUAUCAGCACAUUGGCCUGGACUGGUUGGUUACUAUGUAUGAGAAGAAACUGAACGGUAUUCUGGCUGAUGAGAUGGGGCUUGGCAAAACAAUCCAGACCAUCUCCCUGCUGGCACACCUGGCCUGUGAAAAGGGUAGCUGGGGACCCCACUUGAUCAUUGUCCCUACCAGUGUCAUGCUGAACUGGGAGAUGGAGAUCAAGCGCUGGUGCCCCAGUUUCAAGAUCCUCACUUAUUAUGGGGCACAGAAGGAGCGCAAACUGAAGCGGCAGGGCUGGACCAAACCUAAUGCCUUCCAUAUCUGCAUCACCUCGUACAAGCUGGUGCUGCAGGACCACCAGGCCUUUCGACGGAAGAAUUGGAAGUAUCUGAUCCUGGAUGAAGCUCAAAAUAUCAAGAACUUCAAAUCCCAGCGCUGGCAGUCUUUGCUCAACUUCAACAGCCAGAGGCGGCUGCUGCUGACUGGAACGCCUCUCCAGAACAGCUUAAUGGAAUUGUGGUCCCUCAUGCACUUCCUAAUGCCCCAUGUCUUCCAGUCACACCGUGAAUUCAAGGAAUGGUUCUCCAACCCUCUGACAGGCAUGAUUGAGGGCAGUCAGGAGUACAACGAGAACCUAGUCAAGAGGCUGCACAAGGUGUUGCGGCCUUUCCUUUUGCGGAGGGUGAAAGUGGACGUAGAGAAGCAGAUGCCAAAGAAAUACGAGCAUGUCAUCAAUUGCCGGCUUUCCAAGCGCCAGCGUUAUCUCUAUGAUGAUUUCAUGGCCCAGGCUACCACCAAGGAGACCUUGGCAACGGGGCACUUCAUGAGCGUCAUCAACAUCCUGAUGCAGCUUCGCAAAGUCUGUAACCACCCCAACCUCUUCGACCCACGGCCCAUCCACUCACCCUUUAUCACGGAGGGUAUCUGCUUCAACACGGCCUCUCUUGUCCUGCAUGCCCUUGAUAACGACCCUUUCAAGCAUGUGGACAUGGGACCUUUUGACUUGAUCAAUCUGGAGGGCCGUGUUUCCCGUUACGAGACAGACACAUUCCUGCCCAAGUGGAAGGUGUCCAGGAAGCUGAUUGAGGAGAUUGCUGAGUCCCCUGAUCCUCCUCCCAGACCGAAACCAGUCAAAAUGAAAGUGAACAGGAUGCUGCAGCCUAUGCCCAAGCCAGAGAAUCGUACUGUGGUGCUGGUGAAUAACCCUCGUCCAGUAGCCCCCCUGCAGAGACCCCUGACGCCUAUCCUCCCAGAGACACUGACCCCUACUCUGGCUCCCAUUCAUCAUCCAGGCCCGGUCUUGCCAGGGUCCGUGCAACCCCCCACGCUUCCUGUCUCCAUUUCUCUCCCCGUGCCGCCUUCUCCAGUCACCAUGUCAAUACCGGUGCCUCCCUCUGCCAGACCACAGACCCCAACUCUAGUGCCUCCUCUGAGCCAGAACAACACAGCUGCUGCUCUGCUCCACGCCCAGGCGUCUGCUCCACAAGUCCUUCCCAUGGCGGCCAUGACUGCUGCUCAGCUGAUCCCAAACGCUGCUCGACAUACCUUACCGCCGACACCUGUUUCUCCCACUGCAACGACUGCCUCCUCACUUAAGCUUGGUAUACUGCCAGCUCCUGUGGGGCAGCUGCAGGCUGCUAGCACCCUAGCCGUGUCCACCCUGGGGCAGCCACAGGCCCCCAACGCCCUGGCCAUGUCUGCCGUGGGGCAGCUGCAGGGUAUGUCUGCCGUGGGGCAGCCGCAGACCCCCAGUACCCUGGCCAUGUCUGCAUCUACUGUGGGGCAGCCACAGGCCCCCAACACCCUGGCCAUGUCCACUGUGGGGCAGCUGCAGGGCAUGUCCAUUGUGGGGCAGCCACAGGCUUCCAGCACCCAGGCCAUGUCUGCUGUGGCCCAGCCGCAGGUUCUCAACACCCUGGCCAUGUCCACCAUGGGGCAGCCACAGGCCCCCAACACUCUGGCAAUGUCUGCUGUGGGGCAGCCACAGGCUGUGUCUGGUGUUGGGCAGCCGCAGGUCAUGUCGACCAUGGGACAGCCACAAGUCCCCAACAGCCUGUCUGUAUCUGCUAUGGGACAGACACAAGCCAUGUCCGCCAUGGGGCAGCCACAAGUCCCCAACAGCCUGGCUGUGUCUGCUAUGGGGCAGCCGCAGGCCAUGUCUGCCAUGCUGCAGUCGCAGGCUGCUAGCGCCCUGCCUGUGUGUGCUGUGGGACAGCCACAGGCUGCCAACACCCUGGCUAUGUCUGCUGUGGGGCAGCCACAGGCCCCUAACACCCUGGCUGCAUCCACCAUCGGGCAGCCACAGGCCAUGUCCAUUAUGGGGCAGCCACAGGCCCCCAACACCCCAGGCAUGUCCACUGUGGGGCAGCCACAGACCCCCAACACCCUGGCCAUAUCCACUGUGGGGCAGCCGCAAGCCCCCAGCACGCUGGGCCCAGCGUCUAUGGCACAGCAGUCCACCAGCACCAUGGGCUCAGGCACUAUUGGAGGGAUGCUGAAGCCGAUGAAUGUUCAUCCUGCCGUCCCCGCCUUGCCUGGCUACAACUUUGCAACUGCUGGAGCUCUGCAGCAACGACUUCUGCUGUCCCCAGAUAUGCAGGCACGGCUCCCCUCGGGUGAAGUCGUCAGCAUUGGGCAACUUGCAUCUCUGGCCAACCGGCCCCUCCAGAGCGCUCCGGGCAGCAAACCCCUCACUUUCCAGAUCCAAGGCAACAAGCUGACCUUGACGGGGACUCAGGUGCGCCAGGUCACGAUGCCUCAGCCCACCCGGCAGCUACCAAGGAAUGUAGUUCACCUGUUGUCUGCUGGGGGGCAGCACCACAUCAUCAGCCAGCCAGCACAGGUGGCACUGAUCCAGGCCAUGGCCCAGCAGGCAGGGCAGUCCCCUGUUGGGGUGCAGGCUGUGCCAGGCCACCAGCCGCCCACCAUUCUGCCUGCCCCAGCUACCACCACUGCCGCUGCAGCAGUUGCUUCUACGGCAACCAUCAGCGUCCCCAUUGCUGCCACCCAAGUGCCCUCCCCGGCAGUGAACAGCUCUGGUGUGGUGAAGAUCGUAGUGCGACAGGCCCCUCGAGAUGGGCUGCUGUCCCCCUCUCCUGGCCCACAGCAGCCACCGUUGCGCCCUGCUACACCAACAACUGCUGCUGCUUUGCCUGGCCUUCCGGCGUCUUUGAUGGCCCGUGCCCCACUCCCCAUGAAUCCUGUGCCACCAGUCAGGAUACCCACACAGCCGCAGAUGCCGCUGCGCCCAUCCACACCAGCUCCCCUCCAGGCCCUUGUGAGGCCCACCCUGCGAAUGCUACAGGCGCCAAACCCCAGCGUGGAACAACAGAUGGUGUCAGCUUCCCUGCCUUCCUCCAUGGCUCCGUUCGCUCUCUCCCCAGCUGGCACUGUCGCUGUCAGCGCCUCCCCUGCCAUGGCUCCCCAGACCACCUCAAGCCCAGUGCCCAGGGAAGAACCAGAGGUGCUGGUGCUCCGCUCCACAACACCCACUCCACCUCCCCCUUCGAUCCUUGCCCCGCGGCCAAGGCGACAGCCGCCUCCCCCGCCUCGAUCUCCCUUCUAUCUGGAAUCACUUGAAGAUAAGCGGAAAAAGCAGAAGGAGGAGCGCCUGGACCGGCUCUUCCGCCUCAACGAGCAGCACUGCAACCUCGCACCCAUGUAUGGCACGGAGGUGCUACGCUUUUGUACCCUCUUCCCCCCUGCGCCUGCCUCGUGGAGGAAUGAGGAGGGGGAAAGCGACGAGCAAGUGGAGGCAGCUCCAGACAUAGAACCGAAGGGCUGGAGAGGAGCCAGCUAUGCCCACUGCUAUGCCGCUCAAUUACAGAGGGAUCCCCAGAGCCUCGCAGCCUACUGGCAGCGCUCAGAGACCUUGGCCCAGGCAAUCCUGACACCCCAGCAGCGCAUCGAACAACUGACAGACAUUAUAGAGAGGUUCAUUUUCGUUAUGCCUCCUGUGGAGGCUCCUGCCAUCACCAUGCACACCUCUCACCCGCCCCCAUCGCUCCUGCUCCAGCAGGCUGUCUUCAAGGAGACACUGCGCCAAGAGUUCUCAUCCCGUGCCAGUUGUCUGCAUCGCAUUGUCUGCAACAUGAGGACCCAAUUCCCAGACCUGCGCCUCAUCCAAUAUGACUGUGGGAAGCUGCAGACGUUGGAUGUUCUGCUGCGGCAACUUAAAGCUGGAGCCCAUCGAGUCCUCAUCUUCACCCAGAUGACUCGCAUGUUGGAUGUGCUGGAACAGUUCCUCAAUUACCAUGGGCAUAUCUACCUGCGAUUGGACGGGAGUACUCGUGUGGAGCAGCGGCAGGCCCUGAUGGAGCGUUUCAACGCAGACAAGCGCAUCUUCUGUUUCAUCCUGUCAACGCGCAGUGGGGGCGUAGGGGUGAACCUGACCGGUGCUGAUACUGUGGUGUUCUAUGACAGCGACUGGAACCCCACCAUGGAUGCCCAGGCCCAAGACCGCUGCCACCGUAUUGGGCAGACACGGGAUGUUCACAUCUACAGAUUGAUCAGUGAAAGGACCGUGGAGGAAAACAUCCUGAAGAAGGCUAAUCAGAAGAGGAUGCUGGGAGAUAUGGCCAUUGAGGGGGGCAACUUCACCACAGCCUAUUUCAAACAGCAAACCAUCCGCGAUCUGUUUGACAUGCCACUGGAUGACCCAGGCAAGAAAGAAGGCGAGGCCCCCCUUCCAGCCCAGGAGGAGGAAGAGGACCCCAUGGCCACCAAGCAGGCUCAGAUUCUGGAGCAGGCUCUGUGCAGAGCAGAAGACCCUGAGGACAUCCGAGCAGCCACCCAAGCCAAGGCAGAGCAAGUGGCUGAGCUGGCAGAGUUCAACGAGAACAUCCCUUUGGAUGCAGAAGACAGACCUAGCAGGGAAGAGGAAGAGGAGAUGUCGAAGGCAGAGCAGGAAAUUGCUUCGCUAGUAGAACAGCUCACUCCCAUUGAGCGCUAUGCCAUGAACUUCCUGGAGGCAUCUCUGGAGGACAUCAGUCGAGAGGAACUGAAGCAGGCAGAGGAACAGGUGGAAGCUGCCCGCAAAGACAUUGACCAGGCUAAAGAUGAAGUGGUCUUCAAGCUGCCAGAAGAUGAAGACGAGAGCUUGCUUACUGAGGAAGUCUCCAGUAAGAAGAGCAAGAAGGGCAAGGUUUCCAGCCGCACAGCCUCAGAAAGGACGGGCACCCGCGUGAGCGAAAGGCUGCGUAGCACACGCCAAAUGCUGCGAGAUGGGGACGGCGGAGAUGCAGAGUCUCCCCAAGGGAGGUUGUCCAGCCUCCGACAUUCCCGGGUGGCGGCUGAAGAGGAGGAGGAGGGCCUGCCUCAAGUGGCCCAGCACACACGAGGUGCUGUCGUACGAAGGGAGCUGGUACGGGACGAAAUGCCAGUGCAUCCUGUCCCACACGCUCGGAGGACUGUGCUUCGCCGAGAGGAGCUGUGGACGAAGGCCCCAACCACGGGAGAGAGGCUGCAGAGAACAGCCCCGUACAGGACUGAGGCAUUCACUUCCAGAGAUAGGGCUUUGAGAACUAAUCCACACAGGACAGACACCCCACCUGCUGGGGAGAAGUUACUACGAGUUACUCCCCCAAAGCCCGAUCUAGGUGCUGCUGGUGAUAGGAUGCAAAGAGGAACUCAGCCUACUGGUGACCGGUUGCCCCGAGGUGCCCCACAAAGAACAGAUACCAGUGUGGAGAAAGUUCUGAGGUUGGGCCAGCAGAAACCUGUUGGGCUGGACAGACUCCAAAGCAGCCCCCCUAGGCCUGAGACCCCAACCUCUGAGGCACAGAUCCCCCAGCUCCAUCCACAAGGACUUGACAGAGAGGCGGUCAGAGUAAAAGUGGAUUUAAGAGAGCAGAAAAAAGGAGAAGUGUCCCCUUUCUGUCUCUCGUCCUCUGAAUCGCAAGCCUCCAAGGAUGCCCCAAGUGUUGAGCUAGCAGCAUGUCUGGCACAAGGUGGUCCAGUGGCCGUUGAGAAGCCAUUGAAUAUACAGACACCAGCUGACAGAGAGAAGGCCAUUUUGGAGAAGGCACCAGGCUUGGUCAGUCCAGUUGCCAGUAUGAAACUGCCACUUGAGAGCAAACUAGAGGAUUCACAUAAAGUAGGUCUUGCUGUGGGGGUGCAGGAGGAGUACCUGUCCAGGCCAGAAGAAGAAACUGAUAAGGGCAGCACUGUGGAACAACAAGAUUCACUGAACUCUGUGGAUGAUGUACCCGCACAAGAAGCUCAAGAGAGAACUCCUUUGGACAGUGUUGAUAGGACAGUGUCUCAGAGGGCCACCUCUCAGAGCUCAGAGGACACCCCUGUGGAAAACACAGGCAGAGCAACCCCUGAGUCCACUAGUGAAGCCACCGAGGCUGAAGUGCCUGUGCCGACUUCCCCAGACCACUCUGUGGCAGCUGCUGGUGGUCUCCCUCAACUGGAAAUUCUGCCUUGUGUUAAAGAACAAAAUGGUUUGGAGCAGCCUCCCAGAACUGGCAGCUCGCCUUGUCCUGUUCCAAAGUCCCCGAACGAGCCCAAGCCUAAAAUGUCGCCUCCAGAGACUGCACUGCCACCACCAGAGCCAGCGAGGCGUGAAACCAACAGCCUGAAGGAAUCACCCAAGCAGGGGGAAGGGGUGGCAGGGAAGCUGCUGCUUGGGGAUGAGCUGCAAAGCAAAGAAACUGAGGUCCCCCCUAGCUGCGCAGAGGAUGGCUCUGUACGAGAGAGUCCAUUAGCUACUGCUGUAAUCUCCCCAGGAGCUCUGUUUUCAGAUGAGAAUCCUUCACCAGCCAGAGUGCCCCGCCGUCGAACCAGUGCAGAUAUCCUGAUUCUGAAGAGCGGGCAGGGCAAAGAUGGCCCUGCUGCCAAAGUCUUGCGCAAGUUGCCAGGACGCUUGGUCACUGUGGUGGAGGAGAAAGAGCUGAUUCGGCGGCGGCGUAACCGUAUGCGCAGACUUGAUGCUGCCAGCAGCGCCAUGUUGAGUCCCAGCAACAGCUCAGCCCAGAGUGUGUCAGAACCAGAGACUUCUUCCUCUUCUGGCAAGGAGUUGCCAUUGCUCCGUGACUUACCUGCCCGUCGGAGGAUUGAACUGGAGAGCCGGGCAGCAGCCAAGGAGAAAGAUGGUGGUUUGAGAGAAGAGCUGCUCGUUAAUGCUUCCACUGAGCCUGUCAAACGCAAACGAGGACGUCCCCCCAAGAACAAGUGCCCUGAGCUCCAGAGUUCACGGUUGCCACAGCCCUGCCUUGAGCCAGCCCUGGAAACCAACCCCCAAAGCAAGGCAGUGGAGCCCAAGGUGCCAGAGGUCCCACCCCCAAAUAAGGCAUUGGAGAAAAAGACGCCCAAGACAAUCUCUGCCAAGAGACAGUCUCCCAAGAAUAAGAUUCAGAGUAGCAAGAAUGACUCUCCUGUAGAAAAGCGCAGGCGUGGCCGGCCCCCCAAGGUACGGGAACCCCCCGUCAUACCACCCAAGCCGCCUGCUUCCGAUAUGCUACCAGCCACACUUACAAAACCUCUGGUCCCAGAGCUAUCUUCUAAGGUGUCAGAGCAGCCGAACACACCCAUUGGGCCUGCCCCAGUGACAGAGGCAACAUCUAGGGUUAACGAAUCAGUAGACACUCACCCCAAAUCACCUUCCAUCUCAAAAACCUCCCCUAAGGGACGAAACCGCAUGACCACACAUCCCAAACCCACAUCAAAAUCUGUUCCCAAGGCAAAAGAGUUAAUGGCCAGGCCUGCAAAACCUCUUUCCAAGUCAUCUACAGAAGCACGUGAACCACUUGCUAGUCCACCUACUACACAGCCUUCCUCAGAGGUGCAGGGGCUGCCUUCUCCACCAUGCCCACCACCCCAGACGGCCCUUACUCCUCCAUCAGCAGAAACGCCUCCCAAACGGAAGAGGGGUCGGCCCCCGAAGAACUCAACCCCUCCCUGUGUGGAGGUGGCACGACCUCCACCUUCAACCUCUGACCAAGAGACCUCCCUAGAGAACCAGGCCCCAGCUCCCCCAGUUCGCAAGCGGCGGAGGCGCAGGAGAAAGGACGGACUGGGCCCAGCGUUGCCUAGUGUCAGCCAGAGCUCAUCGGAGGGUGAGGAUGCCCGGCCACUGACCAGACUGGCUCUGCUGAAGCGUGAGGAAAAGCCAGAGUCGGGCAGUGAGGGUUUAGCGCAGCCUUCCCCAAAGCAUGGGGUCACUGAGGGUCCGUCGUCAGCAGAGAGCAGUACUGGGGAGCAGCCUUCGAGCGACACCCCCUCCCGUUCCACACGUCUCCGGCCCGGCCAUCUUGUUCCACCACUGGAACGGGAGACCCAGCGACGGAAGCGGCGCUGCUCCUUGGGAGGCAGCCGGGUGAGCAACAGCAGCAAGUCCCCUGUUCCCCAAGUGGCCUCAGAGCAGGAAGGUGGGGAGUCGGAGUCCUCCCUGCGGUCGUCUUCUGAGUCAAGCGGUAACAAAAGCGUCCAGCAGCCCAAGCGCCGGUGCUGUGGAUCUGGAGGGGGCCGCGGCAGAGGGAGGGGCCAGCGGCACCGUGGGGGUUUGGCCAGCCGUAUUCUUCGCAGCACAGCUAAGCCCUCCGAGAGCACCCGCUCAACCUCCUCCCCCAUCCCCACACGAAAAGCAGGCCCGGCUUCCACGUCCACCUCGGCAGGGGCACCCGCUGGAGCGCCCUCCGCUGCCACCUCCCCAGCCGCUCCACUGACCUCUUCACUAAGUAACAGAGGCCGCAAGCCCAAGACGUGACCACAACGCAAGAAGUUACGACGUAACUUCUCUGCGGGGGUGGCUCAGUGGCCGUUCCCUCCCCUGCGCAUCUCUGAAGCGGAUCUAGCCUCCGCCCUCCCCUCGCUCUUACUCCUCCUCCCCUUCACACUGGGGCAGCAGAUGGGGCUCAAGACUACCCACACAGCUCCCUGCAUUCCAGACUUGACUGUUAGUGUACUACUUGAACGGAGGACGGUGAGCACACUUCAUUCCCAGUUGCUUCCUGAGUGGGGCAAGGGACACUCCUGCUGACGGUAUCUCGCUACCUGGGUAUGUCACUCAGCUGUUCUGUCACUACGGGAGGUGGCAUGGCCAGCACUUUCUCCAUGAAUUCUGCUACUUUCCUGAUUGGGGAGGGGGAAACAGCUCCUAGAGUUACACUACAGGGGCCCACACCGUCCGUGAAUGCCCCAGCAGCUCAGUACCAUGGUGGGCUUUCUAGGCGCUCGCAUCCCAUAUGUCACCUUUGGGGGUUACGUGUCAGCCCCCUCCUUUUCCCACCUCCUCCCCCAUUUCCCUCCCCACCCCAAAAGUAACACAGGGGAUGCCUCCUGAUUUAUAACAUGGCUAGCUCUUACGUUUUUUAAAUAGCUUUAGGUUGGUUUUUAAAUGACAGUGACCAAAUGCUGGCUCUCUCUCUCUCCCCCUCUGGAUUGUCCCCCCACACACACACACGCACGCACACACACAGCUUAUUCCGUUCUCAGCUCGGAGCCCUCUUGAGGCACAGCAGUGGGCGAGUGGAGUCCUCAAAAUGAGGUGCGAGGCUCCCCCACAGGGAAGGUGGUGCCUCCACUGCUUGCGCCCACCACACCCACACACUCUCAAACACAGGCAUUCACAGGCACCAGGAGAAGAAGAAAACUCAUUUUUAAUGAUGUAAAUUGCAGUCUCACUGCUCCAAGAACUCUGUGGGUAUCUCAGUUUGCUUGGAUCCCUCUCCCUUUCCUCUUCCCCCCCCCCCCCACACUCUGUGUACAGCUCUCAUUGUAAAAUAGGUUCUUUUGAACAUAAUCUAUGCAAAGGUUAUUUUGUAUAGGGGAGCACAACGUUCCCUCCCCUCCCCCACCGCAGUGGGAUGAAGGGGUGGCAGUGGUUCUCUGGUUUUGGGGAGGGGGUGCCGUUGGGGUGGAGGGGGAGGUGUUCCCAUGGAGCUGUCUUUCCUACUGAAGCAUGUUCAGAACUUGUACAGAAGACCGAUGUAAUCUUUCUUCAGAAUAAUGCUAUGAAUAAAGUGUUAAAAAAAAAAAGAAAAACCAACAGCACACCAAA
This is a messenger RNA of Gekko japonicus, 12058 nucleotides long. It is a transcript of the gene SRCAP, whose product is annotated as Snf2-related CREBBP activator protein. Gene Ontology annotation, molecular function: ATP hydrolysis activity; ATP-dependent chromatin remodeler activity; ATP binding. The transcript is spliced from 34 exons. Gene Ontology annotation, cellular component: Swr1 complex. The record is from RefSeq and is a predicted model, not a curated record. The coding region runs from base 425 to 10765 and encodes 3446 amino acids. NCBI's taxonomy places the organism in Eukaryota, Metazoa, Chordata, Lepidosauria, Squamata, Gekkonidae.